AUGCCGCACCUAUUCGGAAUGGAUCGCUACGACUCCUGCUUGAGCGCCGACGACGGCCUGUACUGCGUGGUCAAGUUGGAUUUGUACCCCGGAAAGGCCAGUGAACUAAUGCAACUUAUCAAAGAAUACUCGGCGUACACACAAAAACAUUAUAAUUAUACGUACAUCGAAAGGGGGCUUUACGAUUAUCUCUACCAUCAAACUGAUACAAUUGAGAACGCCACGAAUGAAAAUAGACUAUUGAUGAACUUCUCUUUGCGAAAAAAUUGGAGAGAUUUGGUGAAAUCCGAGGUGAAUGACUCCAGACAUAAUAGUCUUAAAGGAUUACAUGGAAUAAGAUCUGUAACGGCUUGUCUCAUGAUAAUAGCACAUGUUAUAUUUAUCAAUUCGAUGGGAUUUAUCGAUCAACCCCGUAAUUUCGAAAAGGCGUACGAGACUUUGCACUUUCACCUGGUUUUCAACGGUUUGAUGAUCGUGCAGAUUUUCUUCUUCAUGGCCGCCUUCCUACAGGCGUAUUACAUUCAAAUAGGCUCUGAAACCGAGAGGAUAACGUGGUCACAGCUACCGAAACUGUUGUUCGCUCGCUGGUGGAGAUUGACUCCUGCCAACGCUGUCAUGAUCGGCUUCUCUGCCACUUGGAUGAGGCACCUUGGCUCUGGGCCCCUUUGGAAACAUUACGUUAGCGAGGGUGUGGUAGCGCAAUGCCGCCGCUUCUGGUAUCUCCACCUCGCCUACCUUAAUAACUACCAGCCGGAAGACAAGCUAUGCGCUGUGCAGACCUGGCAUGUAGCGGCGGACACACAGAUGUUUGUGUUUACCAUGCUGAUUUACCUGGCAACGAUGUCUCGAGGCAGAAGUUUGGCACUCUCCGUCUUGCUGCUGAUGAGCAUCGCUGCGCCAGCGCUCCACGUGUGGCUUCAGGAUAUGGACGCGAUGGUGCUGCAGACGCCCGAAGUGUAUCGGCAUUGGUCCGAUAGGACUUUCCACAAUAUGCAUAUCCAUGGCCACAACAACCUAUCCAGUUACGUCAUUGGUCUAGGUAUCGGCACGCUAGUUUACAAUUGGCAGAAGAAGAAACGAUGGGGGGCGCUGAGCUGGUUAAUAAUCCCGGCGAUGGGCUUCCUCUUCCUGACGGGGCGUGGGUUUUAUGGGGAGGGAGAGCGGGCCUCACUUGGCGUGCGUUUACUGUACGCCGGCACACACCGGGCCGCAAUGGGUUUACUGUCCGCUGCGGCCGCGAUCUCUGUCACCAUGAGGCUGAGCGAAAGCUUCUGCAAUUUCUUCGAGUGGGACGGUUGGCUGGUACCCAGCAGGCUAUCCUACAGCGUGUAUUUGUUGCACAUGAAUCUCGUGCACAUUCUGAUGGGCCUUAAGACCCAACUGGGCCUUGUGUCCUUGUUCAACAUGUUGGUGGUGUACUUCGGCGUGGUGGCGAUAUCGCUGGCCAUGGCGUUGCCAUUCUACCUUGUGGUGGAAGCGCCGAUGACGGGACUCCUGAAGAUAUCUUCAAGUCCAAUAAAGCACGAAAGCAGACGGAGGAGAACGGGAAGAAGA
Iphiclides podalirius (scarce swallowtail) is the source of this 1554-nucleotide messenger RNA. The record is from the annotation of a GenBank genome assembly. Lineage: Eukaryota; Metazoa; Arthropoda; Insecta; Lepidoptera; Papilionidae.